Molecule: messenger RNA, 1101 nt
Organism: Hibiscus syriacus
Lineage: Eukaryota; Viridiplantae; Streptophyta; Magnoliopsida; Malvales; Malvaceae
Exons: 5
Coding region: 1-1101 (366 amino acids)
Biological process (GO): mitotic DNA replication checkpoint signaling; DNA damage checkpoint signaling; DNA repair
Molecular function (GO): chromatin binding
Source: RefSeq, a predicted model, not a curated record
AUGGAGGAAUCGGCUGAGAAGAACGAGGCGGAAGUGCUGAUGGCCAACGGCACCGAUCAGCGGGAACGGAGCAGAGUCCGCCGGAGGUUGGUCCAGUCAACUUUGUUUCCUCACAAAUCUCCAGAAAUUGAACCGAAGAUCGAGGAGAUGGCUAAUGCAGGUUCAGAAAUUGAACCAAAGAUUGACGAGAAAGCUAAUGAAGGUGAGGAUGAUAAUAAUGACCUUGAAGAUGAAGAGCUCUACGGUAGUCAAAGCAAGAAGAGGGGAAGAAAACGGAAAGGGAAAGGGAAAGUAACUCCUCAGAAUCGAGCUUCUAAAAAGGCAAAUGAUAAAUCGCCCAUGAAAACUACACCAAAGAAGAAUGGGACGAAUAAUGUGAUGAGGAGUGACGAUGCAUCACCGCCUCCAAUCCCUAAUUUGAGACUGGAGGCAAAGUUGACUGCUGAGGAAAAUUCCCGGAUGUUUGCAGGGAAACAAAUUCAUCCAUUUUUCACAUCACGAAAAGUGGGGAAGAGGAGCCAGGAGACUGCUGAAGCAGGGAGCAAUAAUUGCUUGCUUAACAUAAGCAAUAAAGGCAUUGAUAUUGGUCCUAUUCAUGUAUAUGAAAGAAGUCAUUGGGAGAAGGAGGACGAGAGACAGAAGAGGAAGGGCGAGAGAUCGAAGAUGAAUUGGGGGAAAGAGAGAUAUGGGUUAGGGAUUGAGACUGAAUUGAGGAUUACUUACCUGAUGAGUGGGCACUUUCAACAAGUUUCGAUUUCAGUUGACUUGUUAAUGGUUGAUCCUACCUUAGCAGAUGGUGUUAAGUGCUCAAAUGUAAAGAGUAGGGUAAUACAGAAAUGGCUUCCUCCUCCUGCGGAUUUUUACAAUUUCAAUGUUGAUGGUGCUGUCACAAAUGAUGGGUUGGCUGGUGGCAUUAAGGGAAUUCUUAAAGAUUCAAAUGGUUCCACUUUAACUUCGUUUUCAGAAAGUGUUAAAUUUGGUCCUCCUCCACUGGCAGAAUUGAAGGCAAUUAGGAAAGCAACUGAAAUUUUCUUUUUCUCGGUUUGGUCUAAUAAAGGGAGAUUGAUUCUAGAAACUGAUUGCAAAACAGUUGUUGAUUAG